Candida dubliniensis CD36 is the source of this 1035-nucleotide messenger RNA. Its product is annotated as aldo/keto reductase. The transcript has a single exon. Bases 1 to 1035 code for a protein of 344 amino acids. Lineage: Eukaryota; Fungi; Ascomycota; Pichiomycetes; Serinales; Debaryomycetaceae. The record is from RefSeq and is a predicted model, not a curated record.
AUGUCAAUUGAUAAAUCCAAAUUAGUUACUAGAUUAGGUAAAUCUGGUUUAAAAGUUAAUACCAUUGCUAUUGGUACUAUGAGAUUAGGUUCAAACUGGAUGGGAUUUAAUGGUGAUAUUGAUGAAUGUUUACAAAUUUUGAAAUUUUGCUAUGAUAAUGGAUUCCGUACUUUUGAUACUGCUGAUGCUUAUUCUAAUGGUAAAUCUGAAGAAUUGUUAGGUUUAUUUAUUAAGAAAUAUGACAUUCCACGUGAAAGAAUUGUUAUUUUAACUAAAUGUUAUUUCCCAGUCAAAGAUUCUACUGAAGAAGGUAUGGGUGAGGUUGAUGAAGUUGAUUUUAUGAAUGGCAAAGGAUUAAGUAGAAAACAUAUUUUGGCUGCAGCUGAAGCAUCUGUCAAACGAUUGGGUACUUAUAUUGAUGUGUUGCAAAUUCAUCGUUUGGAUCGUGACGUUACAUAUGAAGAAAUCAUGCACUCCUUAAAUGAUGUUGUUGAACAAGGGUUAACAAGAUAUAUCGGUGCAUCCUCGAUGAAGACAUGGGAGUUUAUUGAAUUGCAGAACGUUGCUAAAGCCAAUGGAUGGCACCAAUUCAUUUCUAUGCAAAGUCAUUAUUCAUUGUUAUACCGUGAAGACGACAGAGAAUUAAACGAUUAUUGUAAAAAACACGGUAUUGGUUUAAUCCCAUGGUCUCCAAAUGCCGGGGGUAUGUUAUGUCGUCCAUUUGAUUCUGAUAAAAAUAAACAAUUUUUAGAAAACAAACAAUGGGCAGGAAUUUUUGGUUUGAGUAAUGUCAAUGAAAAUGAUAAAGCUAUUGUCAACAGAGUUGAAGAGUUGAGUAUCAAAUAUAAUGCUUCAAUGAUGCAAGUCUCUUUAGCUUGGUGUAUUGCUAAAGGAGUUGUCCCAAUUGCUGGUGUUUCCAAGUUUGCUCAAGCUGAAGAAUUAGUUGGUAUUUACAAAGUUAAUUUGACUGAAGAGGAUAUUAAAUAUCUUGAUGAACCUUACCAUGCUAAAGAUUUAGCACCACUUAUUGAAUAA